UUGUGUCCUUGUUGCUUCAGUUAUGGGAAAAUCCUACGAAAAUUAUAUGUCCAAAAAGGAUUUCCAUCCGACAAACUUGGAUAAUUUGAAACGAAAAUGGAUGGCUGAACAGCGACACGAUGAAUCGAAGCGAAAAGAAGAAGAAAUGCGAAAGCAAUACGAAAAAGAGCAAGAGAUUUACAACAACAAGGUUUUAAUGGGAAAUGAAAAGGCAAAGCUGGGUUUGAAUUUUAUGUACGAGCCGCCUCCAGGGGCCAAAAAGGAUGAAACAGAAAUGGAAAAAGAGCAGGAGUUCAAGUUUGAAUGGCAAAAGGUUGCGCCGCGUGAGAGCUAUGUGAAAAAUUCAGACUGGGUAAACGAUCAACCUUUUGGUAUUUGUGUACGCAACGUUAAAUGCAUGAAAUGCAAACAAUGGGGUCAUAUCAAUACUGACAGAGAGUGCCCAAUGUAUCAGAAAAGUUUGGAAAUGACACCUGAGGCAGUCAAAGGUUUGGAUACUUCUCAACUGCAGACGUUAAUGGCGGAGGAGGGUUAUAGACUGAAACAAUCGGCAUCCGAAAAGGCACCUGAUCGAAAUUUUGUUAUUGCCGAUAAGAAGUCAGAGCAGGAAGAAAUGAAGAGAAUGCUGACCCAAUUAUCGAACAAGCAAAAAUUGAAGCUACUGAAGAAACUGGGAUUGUCAGAUGGUUCAUCAAGUGAAAAGAAAGAGAAGAAGUCCAAAAAAAGUAAAAAGUCAGAAUCUUCGUCAUCUAAGUCUGAGAGGAAGAAAUCUCACAAAAGGGAAGAGAAGCUCAAAAGAAAGGAAAAAAGACAACGAUCUAGAAGUAGAUCUGAAGGGAAAAUCAGAGAUCGUAAAAAGCAGAGACAUGACUCUUCAAGCUCUGAAUGAUGUUAUUUAGGAUAUCGAUUUUUUCGUUGAAUUAGUUAGACUUAAUUCAAAAACUUGUGGACCGAUUUUUGCAUAUACAUGUGCAAUUGCAUCUUUAGUCUUUAAUGUAGCAGAUGUUACGAAGUUUCUGAAAGUUUCUAACGACGACGUUCGACGAAUUUUAAAAUAAGUCAUUCCGUUCCAAGAAAAAAAUGAAAGAAAAAGAGAAAGAACACAGAUCAAGCUUGAGCAAUCCAGUAUAAUCAUACCAGAGGACUAAAAUAAAUCAAGACAAGAAGGCAGUCAAUUAUUUUGUUGUCAUCUUAUGCUUUCCUUAUAAAUUUCAGUCAAAAGUUUCUCACCGUCAUUAUCUGCCCUUUGAAUUGAAUAUCAGUUUCAACAGCAA
Messenger RNA from Symsagittifera roscoffensis, 1274 nucleotides. Its product is annotated as corepressor interacting with RBPJ 1-like. The record is from RefSeq and is a predicted model, not a curated record. Lineage: Eukaryota; Metazoa; Xenacoelomorpha; Acoela; Convolutidae. Gene Ontology annotation, molecular function: transcription corepressor activity. The coding region runs from base 23 to 889 and encodes 288 amino acids. Gene Ontology annotation, cellular component: nucleus. Gene Ontology annotation, biological process: negative regulation of DNA-templated transcription. The transcript has a single exon.